This is a messenger RNA of Brachypodium distachyon (stiff brome), 3295 nucleotides long. Its product is annotated as probable LRR receptor-like serine/threonine-protein kinase At3g47570. Gene Ontology annotation, molecular function: protein kinase activity; ATP binding; receptor serine/threonine kinase binding. Gene Ontology annotation, cellular component: plasma membrane. The transcript has 2 exons. The record is from RefSeq and is a predicted model, not a curated record. The coding region runs from base 92 to 3133 and encodes 1013 amino acids. Gene Ontology annotation, biological process: hormone-mediated signaling pathway; protein phosphorylation. NCBI's taxonomy places the organism in Eukaryota, Viridiplantae, Streptophyta, Magnoliopsida, Poales, Poaceae.
GCCAUGAAGAAGAAAGCACCAGAGUUGAGUUGGCGUCUAUAAAACAUAUUAGCAGAGAAUCCGACGAUGCAUGCCAGACUAGCUAGACGAGAUGGCCAGUGCAUCUGUGUGCAUUAAGGCUCUAGCACUGUUAGCCACCGUGCUGAUUUUGGCGACAUUAGCCGAUGAAUCCAGCAAUAACCGAGAAGCUCUGCUCUGCCUCAACUCCCGCCUCUCCAUCUGGAACAGCACCACCUCGCCGGAUUUCUGCACCUGGCGCGGCGUGACCUGCACCGAGACGACGCAACCUCCGGCGGCCGCCAAGGUGAUGGCCUUGGACAUGGAAGCACUCGGGCUCACCGGCGACAUCCCGCCCUGCAUCUCCAACCUGACCUCUCUGGUGAGAAUCCACCUGCCCAACAACCAGCUCUCUGGCCAUCUCCCGCCGGAGCUCGGCCAGCUCACCAGGCUCCGGUACCUCAACCUCAGCACCAACGUGCUCACAGGCGAGAUCCCCGUGUCGCUGUCGUCGUGCGCUGGUCUUGAGGUCCUGGUGCUCAGCAGAAACUCCAUCGGAGGUGCCAUCCCGCCAGAGCUUGGUGCGCUUCGCAACCUUUCCUAUCUUGACUUGGCCAUCAACAAGCUUUCCGGAACCUUGCCGCCCUCGGUGGGGAACCUCUCAUCCCUUACAGCGCUCCUGCUUUCGCAGAACCAGCUGCAAGGAAACAUUCCGGAUCUAUCCAAGAUAUCAGGCUUGCAAUUCCUUGACCUCUCGUAUAAUAGUCUAUCAGGGACAGUUCCCACAUCCAUUUACAAGUUGUCACUGCUGACUUUUCUUGGGUUGGCCAACAAUAAUCUUGGAGGAACACUGCCUUCUGAUAUGGGAAACAGCCUCUCUAACAUCAACAUACUAAUGAUGUCUAAUAAUCAUUUUGAGGGUAACAUCCCUGCAUCGCUAGCCAACGCCUCCAAGUUGGAGUUCAUGUAUCUCGGAAACAACUCGCUGAGUGGGGUGAUUCCUUCUUUUGGCGCCAUGAUGAAUUUGCAAGUCGUAAUGCUGCACUCAAAUCAGCUGGAAGCUGGAGACUGGACAUUCUUCUCAUCCUUGGCAAACUGUACACGGCUGAAGAAACUGAACUUGGGUGGAAAUAACUUAAGGGGGGACUUUCCAGUCAAUUCUGUAGCAGACCUGCCCAAAACUUUGGACGGUCUGACUCUUCAGUCUAACUACAUCUCUGGUACCAUUCCACUGGAGAUUGGUAACCUGUCCAAAAUAUCCCUGCUUUAUCUUGAUGACAAUCUUUUCACAGGGCCUAUACCUCCUACUCUUGGACAGCUGCACAAUUUGUUUAUCCUUAAGCUAUCAAAGAACAUGUUUUCCGGAGAAAUUCCGCCUUCAAUUGGUAACCUGAAUCAACUGUCAGAACUUUAUUUGCAAGAAAAUCAGUUAAGUGGAAGCGUACCAACAAGUUUAGCCGGCUGCCAGAAAUUGGUGGCUCUAAACCUAUCUAGUAAUACCCUCACUGGGAACAUCAGCGGUCUCAUGUUUAGCAAGCUGAAUCAACUGAGCUGGUUACUGGACCUAUCGCACAACCAAUUCACAUACUCCAUACCAGUAGAACUUGGUAGCUUGAUGAACCUUGGUUCCUUGAACCUUUCGCAUAACAAACUCGCCGGCAAAAUCCCAUCAACUCUUGGUGCUUGUGUUCGGUUGGAAUCACUUCGCUUAGAAGGAAACCUCCUGCAAGGAAGCAUUCCCCAAUCACUGGCGAACCUCAAGGGGGUCAAAGUGCUAGAUUUCUCAAGGAAUAAUUUAUCCGGUAAGAUACCAGAAUUCCUUCAGACAUUCACCUCGCUGCAAUACCUAAAUAUGUCCUUCAACAACUUUGAGGGGCCAGUCCCCACAGGUGGAGUCUUUACCGGCACAAACAAUGCUUCUGUCCAAGGAAAUCCACACCUUUGUUCAUCUGUUGGAGUCAAUGAUUUUCCUAGGUGCUCUACUUUGGUAUCUAAAAGAAAGCACAAGUUCAUUGUUCCAUUGUUGGCAGCUCUGUCAGGUCUUGUUGGAGUGGCUUUGAUCUUAAGGCUGUUCUUCUCUGUUUUCAAUGUUUUGAGGAAGAAGAAGCGGAAGUCCAGUGAAUCGAUUGACCACACAUACAUGGAGAUGAAAAGGCUAACAUAUAAUGAUGUAAGCAAGGCAACAAACAGCUUCUCUCCAGCCAAUAUAGUUGGCUCUGGGCAAUCUGGGACAGUGUAUAAAGGCCAGAUGGAUGGAGAAGACACCAUGGUAGCUGUUAAAGUGUUCAAGCUUGAUCAAUAUGGUGCAGUUGGUAGCUUUGUUGCUGAGUGCAAAGCAUUGCAGAACAUCCGUCACCGAAAUCUCGUGAAGGUGAUAACUGCAUGCUCCACUUAUGAUCCGAUGGGGAAUGAGUUCAAAGCUCUAGUGUUCGAAUACAUGGCUAACGGUAGCCUUGAAAACCGGCUUCAUGCUAAGUUCCACAAGCACAAUGCUGAUUUGGGUUUGGGGGUGAGGAUAUGCAUAGCAGUUGACAUUGCUUCUUCACUGGAAUACCUUCAUAACCAAUGCAUCCCACCAGUUGUACACUGCAAUUUGAAGCCAAGCAAUAUACUCUUUGAUGACGAAGAUACUGCAUAUGUCUGUGACUUUGGGCUAGCAAGGUUAAUUCGUGGUUAUUCAUCUGGGGUUCAGAGCAACUCAACAAGCACAGUUGGACCAAGGGGAUCUAUUGGGUACAUUGCUCCCGAGUAUGGCAUGGGAAGUCCAAUCUCAACUGAGGGUGAUGUAUACAGCUAUGGCAUUAUUAUUUUGGAAAUGCUAACAGGGCGACGACCUACUGAUGAGGCGUUCAGGGAUGGCCUUACACUCCGCAAGUAUGUAGGGGCAUCACUUUCAAAAGUUGAAGACAUUCUUCAUCCCAGCCUUAUAGCAGAAAUGAGACAUCCACAUGCUGAUCAUACCCCAAAAGCAGAAGAAUACAGAAUAACUACACGGAUGGGUGUCUGUGCCCUCCAACUCCUUAAACUUGGCCAGAUAUGCUCGGAAGAAUUACCGAAAGAUCGACCAAGCAUGCAUGAAAUUUAUAGUGAGGUAAUUGCAAUAAAAGAAGCAUUCUUCUCUAUGAAUAGCUACUGAAAAAGGUUGGAAAUAUAGAAUAUAGAUUUGUGCCUCACCUAUUUUGAUUUUCUCUAAAACUUUCUUAAUUUAGAAAGUUAGAUAGUUAUGUAAUAAUGGUACUAUCAUUAUGCAUUGAUGUUUGCUGGACUUAAAUAAAGGCAUAUUUAUAUAUUGUCAAAA